GGCGGGGGAGCGGCUCCCCCGGGUUCGGCCGCCGCCGGCCUGCCGGGCUGGGCGCUUAUCGUAGCAACCGGCGUGCGGUUCCCUGCUGUCGUCGGCACGGUGGGGUCUGUCCUCCGGAGCAGUGAAACGUUUGCUGGUGCACCAGGGAGUGGAGGUUGGUCGGGUGUACGAGAAGCGCGAGCAGGGAAAUUGGAGUUCGGCACAGUGUGAGGAAUUGCAGCCUCAAGCGUGAGAAGGCGUGGCAGACACUGCUGGAAUGAAGUAGGAAGGGGAAUAUAAAAACCAGGAGAGACGGAGCAUAAAAUAGAUGAUAGGUGAUUGAAGAAGAAAAAGGUUGAUAACCGCAUGCGAUUUUUAUAGGACUGUUUAUGAGUAGGAAGUUGAGAGGCAGCCUUCUGAUAAAGUGUGGAACCUUCACUCCUUUAAAUUCCUGAGGAAUUGUGGCCCAUUUUCACCUUUGAGAUACAGGCAUUCUCUUCUGCCAGAAGUUGUCGGGGAACAUUUUUCGAAUGUUGCAGCUUUCUUCUCUUUUCUUGGGAUCUCUGCAUGAUGUAGAUACUGUAUCUUCCUCGAGUUGUGUCUGGACCCAAGUAUUUAAAAGGCAGCGUUGUUGGAAAUCCUGCUGCUGCAGCGUGGCAAUGGCAGAUUCUGCACGGUAGAGUUCAUGGCAAGUAUUUGUCUAAUAUAAGCCAAGCAAGACGCACAUACAAGCUUAAGACUGAAGACUGGAACGGCUAGAGGGAGGUGCAUAGCUGCAGCUCAAAGAAAAUGAAUGGCACACUGGAUCACCCAGACCAACCUGAUCUAGAUGCUAUCAAGAUGUUUGUGGGUCAAGUCCCACGGAGCUGGUGUGAGAAGGAUCUAAGAGAACUUUUUGAACAGUAUGGUGCUGUCUAUGAAAUCAAUGUCUUGAGGGACAGGAGCCAAAACCCUCCCCAAAGCAAAGGGUGCUGUUUUGUUACAUUUUAUACCCGUAAAGCUGCACUAGAAGCACAGAAUGCUCUUCACAACAUGAAGAUCCUCCCAGGGAUGCACCAUCCUAUCCAGAUGAAACCAGCUGACAGUGAAAAGAGCAAUGCAGUAGAAGAUAGGAAGUUGUUUAUUGGAAUGAUAUCCAAGAAGUGCAAUGAAAAUGAUAUCCGAGUGAUGUUCUCCCCCUUUGGGCAGAUUGAAGAAUGCAGGAUAUUACGGGGCCCAGAUGGCCUGAGCAGAGGUUGUGCAUUUGUGACUUUUACAACAAGAGCCAUGGCACAAACAGCAAUCAAAGCAAUGCACCAAGCACAAACCAUGGAGGGCUGCUCUUCUCCCAUUGUGGUAAAAUUUGCAGACACCCAGAAGGACAAAGAGCAGAAACGAAUUGCUCAGCAACUCCAGCAACAAAUGCAACAGAUCAGUGCUGCCUCAAUAUGGGGAAACCUGGCUGGUCUCAACACACUUGGACCCCAGUACUUAGCACUUUAUUUGCAGCUCCUUCAGCAGACAGCAGCUGCUUCAUCUGGGAACCUGAACACAUUGAGCAGCCUCCACCCAAUGGGAGGACUGAAUGCGAUGCAAUUACAGAACCUGGCUGCGUUAGCAGCUGCAGCCAGUGCAGCUCAGAACACACCGAGUGGUACCGCUGCACUCACUUCCUCCAGCAGUCCCCUGAGUGUGCUCACCAGCUCAGCAGGUUCCUCACCUAGCUCCAGUAGCAGCUCCUCUGUUAAUCCAAUGGCCUCUCUUGGAGCAUUGCAGACGCUGGCAGGGGCUACAGCAGGCCUCAACGUUAGCUCUUUAGCAGGAAUGGCAGCCUUAAAUGGAGGACUUGGCAGUGGUGGUCUUUCAAAUGGGACAGGUAGCACAAUGGAAGCCCUCACACAGGCUUAUUCUGGAAUCCAGCAAUAUGCUGCUGCUGCACUGCCCACGCUCUAUAACCAGAGUCUCUUAACACAGCAGAGUAUUGGUGCAGCGGGAAGUCAAAAAGAAGGUCCAGAAGGAGCCAAUCUGUUUAUCUACCAUCUUCCCCAGGAGUUUGGGGAUCAGGAUCUGCUGCAGAUGUUCAUGCCGUUUGGAAAUGUCGUCUCUGCCAAGGUGUUCAUUGACAAGCAGACCAAUCUAAGCAAGUGUUUUGGUUUUGUAAGCUACGACAAUCCUGUCUCUGCACAGGCUGCCAUUCAGUCAAUGAACGGCUUUCAGAUUGGCAUGAAGCGUCUGAAAGUACAGCUCAAGCGCUCUAAGAAUGACAGCAAGCCAUACUGAGCACCCUCCCCUCCGGGACUGGAGUGAGAAGGAUCUUCUGAUUCCUGCCGUUUGUUCAUCGUUGUGCCUAAAGCAUGUCGAUGUGGCGUUCAAGUACAUCGUCCAAAUCCUUGUCUCUUCAGCUUCUCUGAUGCUUGAACUCUCACCUUUGACCUUGUGUUGACCUUUGAUGCUGAUGUGUAUUUUUAUUACGUUUGUUUCUUUCUUUUUUUUUUUUUUGUGCUGCCAAAUUGGUUUUGCUAGAAAGACUGCUGAAGGGGAAUAUUUAAACUUGCAUUUGAAUAUAAAAGAAUUUCUAUUUUUCUAGACCUUCGUAAGAUAACCACUUGAUUUUGUGAAUUUGAUUCUUUGUAAUUGUCUUCAGAGCAGCCUUGCUAGCAUACCUUGUGGAGUAUUUGUAUUUCUGUGAACAUACAGCCAAUCACUUUCUAGGCUUAGUUUUUUCUGUGUGCUUAGUUUUAAAAACACAGUUUGAAUUAAAAGUCAGUUAUAUGGUGUGACUUAAUCUUUCAGGAGACUUCCUAGUCACAUUUUGCUGAUUUGGUUUCUGUGCUUGAGGAGACAGCAUGUGUUUUUAUGAGUUCAAACUUGUGACUUGAAGUGGCAUCAACAGAAAACACUUGAACUACAUUUUCCUCUGAUUGUAGCUACAUUUUUGCCCUGGCAUUUACUGAUUUUUUUUUUUUUAAUUAUUAUUAUUUUUUCCCCCGCUUCCCUGUGUGAUUAUCAGUCUGCAGUGAAAAUUUGAUCAAAGUUGAUGUUGUAUUUUGUUAAGCUCCAGCAUGCUUGGUUUUUUUGUAACUGCAAUCUCCUCAGCAAAAUGUGAUGGUUUUGUUUUAAUCUUUCAAACUAAGAUAGUGCCCAGAAAUGUUUUGCAUGUUUCCUGCUGUUUUCUUCACAUCCUCGUAUAUAUCACCUUCACCUCUCUGUUUUCUAUAGUUUGUGCAAAAACUGAGCAAUUUAAUGAGUUUCAAAGGUAUCCUUUAAAUUGGUGGUUUUGGUAUGACAAAUAUCUGAUCAGAAGCCACCUGAGGGCAUCUACCUGUGCACUUAGACUGUCUGCCUGACAGAGCACCUGGACCUUGUUCCAUAUCCAGUGCAGUCAGAGGCUCUGAGGGUGCUUGGUUGCACUGUUCACAUAGUAGAAGUUUUGGUGGAAGGGCAUAGCUGGGAGCAGGAAGGUCGGGGAACUUCACAAUAUUUCUGUUUCCAAAGUAAUGUGAAGUCAAGGCUCCUUUCAAACACUUAUGAGCAUUUUGUACAAGUCAGGGCACAUUUCUGUGAAGUCCAUCCCCAGUUUAAGACCAUCAGUCAGAGCUUGGUGGCAGGAUUCUGGAAGAAUCUAGGUUAGCUCGUGAAACAAAGCGUUUUAAAUAUCCCAGAGAAAGCAUUUGUAAACCUGAUCCUACAACUGCUGGCUCUUUUCCCAAGUGACAAGCACAAUACAACAGCCUCUGAAGCUGUUACCUGAACAGGGUACCAUCCCCAGCUCUCUUCUCAAGGGCCUUAGCUGGGGAAUCUCUGCGGAGAUUUUUUAAUUUUUGUUUAGUUUUUAAUUGGGUAAUGAGCUGAGCAGUUUUGCUGGCUUGCAGGAUGAACUAGAACAGGUUACUGCUCUCUGGGUAGCAGGCUUCCCCCUGCCCUACAUACCGUCUGCACAGGUAGGAACUGGGAAGUAGCUUCUAGACGAAGGCACCUGAAGAGUGUGUGCUGUGAUGAAGUUUCAGCCAGCAGCAGCAAGCUAGUGUAGGUAUCUUAACAGUAGAAAUAAUGUGAAACGAAAUCCCAGGAGAAGGGUUUUUGCUGAGAAAACAAAUAGAGUUUCAUUGGAUAGAAAUCUUAAUUUUGUCCAGUGUUUGGGAUAAUGCAAAGAUGUAAAGAUUUUUUUUCUACCCUACUCCCGAGUUGGCUGAGGAUACUGUAUUCUCAAUAGGUAUUGACCAGACUUGUGUAGACAGUCCUUAAUCUGCUUAUAAAAGAGAGCAUGUUUGGAUAUGGUACAUGUACCUGGGAGUGAAAUGUGAGGCUGGAUGAAGAAAGGGUAGAGAUUUAUUUAUUUGGGAAGUAGGGUUGUGGGCUGGCUGCUGUUAGUCCCACAGUCUGAAUGCACAGGGCUGUGUGCCGGAGGGCACUGAUGCCCUGCAGAGUAUGGAGUAACUAUCAAUACAUUUCUGUACAUGCGCGUUUGGUUCCAUAAGGAACUUUGGGGAAACCUGUGGAAAAUUAUCUGAAGAAAACCAAAAUGCCAAAUGUUGGGUGUUUCUUUCCUUUCUUCUUUCCUUUCCUUCCUUUGGUUGUUUUAAUUGUUCUGUGGUGGUUUUAAUGGAUUUGAGACAGUGGAGCAGCAGCUGCCUUUCUGAUUUUUGGCUGCUUUUUGUGAAUAAUUUAAAAAGAAAAUUUACAUUUUGGAGACAAACCUGUGGGCUUUUUUAUUGGUACAAACAUUGUAUUUAACACUAGGGGUUUUGUACAGUUUUUUGCCUUUUCUACUAGAAAACAAUGUAAAGUGAUUCACAAUGUGACGAGAAAACAAAUUGCCACUAUGACCAAAUGUAGAGUCUGUUCUGCAGUAACAGGAUUUAAUCAACUCGAAGUCGUGGUUCAGUCGUAGAAAUGCUUUUCUUUACCUUGUUUGAGCUGUUCCUUUUCUUCUUGUUUUGAUUUGCAAAACAAAAUGUCUUUUUGUGUGAAAUUGUGUUGUACUCUGUAGAGAAUUUACUUUAAUGGUUUAAAAAGCAGAGGAGCGCAUGUUGCUUUUCUGAUCUGAUCACAGAGUUUGUGUAGUGGAUUUAAAAAUGAAAAGAUUUGUUACAAGUUUGGAACAAGCAAGUAUGUGUUAAAGGAAUUUUUCUUCCUUUUGUGUGUGUGUGUUUUUUUUUUCUUUUUGUCCCAAAGGGCAACUUAAAGCUGUUUUAAUUGCACAGACACACCAACAACAAGUCAUUUUGUAUAUGCCAAGUGUGGUACCUUCCUUUGUUUAUUUGCUAUUAAACUGUUUGAGAAGA
Molecule: messenger RNA, 5243 nt
Organism: Chiroxiphia lanceolata (lance-tailed manakin)
Lineage: Eukaryota; Metazoa; Chordata; Aves; Passeriformes; Pipridae
Gene: CELF1
Product: CUGBP Elav-like family member 1
Exons: 17
Coding region: 769-2238 (489 amino acids)
Biological process (GO): regulation of alternative mRNA splicing, via spliceosome; mRNA splice site recognition
Cellular component (GO): nucleus; ribonucleoprotein complex; cytoplasm
Molecular function (GO): mRNA 3'-UTR binding
Source: RefSeq, a predicted model, not a curated record